This is a messenger RNA of Vanessa atalanta (red admiral), 3695 nucleotides long. RefSeq names its product putative phosphatidate phosphatase. Gene Ontology annotation, biological process: signal transduction; phospholipid metabolic process; phospholipid dephosphorylation. Bases 143 to 1057 code for a protein of 304 amino acids. The record is from RefSeq and is a predicted model, not a curated record. Lineage: Eukaryota; Metazoa; Arthropoda; Insecta; Lepidoptera; Nymphalidae. The transcript is spliced from 6 exons. Gene Ontology annotation, molecular function: phosphatidate phosphatase activity.
CAUGCGCUCUGUGUUUGACGUGUGUUGAGUUGACAUUCCGUGUAUUCAGUUUUCUGCUUUGACGUUUCGUAACGUUUGUGUAACAGUUUUUUCAGUGGUUUAUUCUAAUUUAUAACUUGCAUUGGUAAUAAUAAAAAUCAAAAUGGAAAGAAAUGAACGCAAAGCAAACUCUCGUAAUCAUUCGAUCACUAUAGAUCGGGAUUCCAAAUUUAUUUUGCGAAAAGUUUUGCUGGAUUUUACGAUACUUUUUAUAGUUGGUUUCCUGAUCUUAGUGUUCUACCUUUGGGGAACGCCGUAUAAGCGUGGAUUCUUCUGCGACGAUGAAUCACUCAAACACCCCUAUAAAGAAUCGACCGUCACGAAUUUAAUGCUAUACAUCAUUGGAAUCGGUCUUCCAGUACUCACGAUGUGUCUCACUGAGUGGAUUAGGCUACGGGACUACAGAGGCGGUCGAUCCCGAGUGAUCCUCGGCAAGGAGAUACCGGCUUGGGUAUGGGAAGCGUACCGGGUUAUAGGGGUGUUCCUCUUCGGGUGUGCCUGCCAGCAGCUCACGACCGACGUCGCGAAAUACACUAUAGGGAGACUGAGGCCGCAUUUCUUUUAUGUAUGUAAGCCGGAUAUUGAUUGCACUCUGCCGGAGAAUAAAUGGCGGUAUAUUGAGAAGUUCACUUGUCUCGGAACUGAUGAUAAGCUGAAGAAGGAGAUGAGAUUGUCUUUCCCGAGUGGACAUUCCUCUUUCUCCGCGUAUACCAUGUUCUACUUUGCGAUGUAUCUUCACAAACGCUUCACAUGGCGUGGUUCGAAGCUCCUCCGCCACGGAAUCCAGUUCGUCUUGAUAAUGAUGGCGUGGUACACGGUGAUGACUCGAGUGUCCGACUACAAACACCACUGGAGUGACGUGCUCGCGGGCUUCAGCAUUGGGCUCAUAUACGCCGCUGUUGUGUUCACCUUCAUAUCCGAUCUCCGCAAGACGCCGCGCAGACAGACAGUCAACCACCACGACAACGAGCUGACCACCAACGGCAACACACGGUCAGCAACCGGGUGGAAUGUUUGACAUUCCCCCGACUCCCGCAGCUCGUUGAGCGAGGAGCCAUGACCACCGAACGUGUCAUGGAUAUCCCAUGAAUACAUGGACUUGUAACGAAAUUGCUUACGUAAGCAUUUUCCAUUUUUUACACAUAAAAGUGAGACAGUGGUCAUUUUGAACUAUUUUCGUAUUCGAUAACUUACACGUGAAUGACGCAUGAAUAACGAAUUCGGAUGCGUCCCGUUUGUCACUUGACAGCUAAUGUCAAAGCAUUUUGACAUUAGCUGCCAAAAAUAAAAAUAAAAUAUCAGACUGUGAAAACUUAAAACUGUUUACAGAUAAAUAUUAUCGUUAUACAACUUAAAACAAAUAUUAUUAAAGCGUUACUACAAAUAUAUUAUUUUAUCCAAAUAUUUGAACUAAAAACGAAAUGACGUAAAAUGCAAUGUUUUACGGACUUAUAUAUUUAUGUAUGUAUAUUAUAUUAUUUGAUUAGAAAUAUAUUCUAAAUAAUUUGUUCCGUAAGGUGCGUUCGGGCAACAUCGGUAAGACCGUAUCGAUCGAAUUUCGAGAUGAUUAGACUACUUUUUAUACGUUGUUCUCCAGCGUAUAGAAGCGCUUUUAGUAGCUCGUGUCUAAAUGUCUCGAAACAUUUGGAAACCCUAUUUUACCCUAACUAAUACACAAACUUAUUACAUAUAUGUAAGUAGUAAAUAAUUGUAAAAUGUUAUCUUAUAUAGUUACAACUAAAAGAAUAUAAUACAUCAAAAAUGACCAAACUUGAAAAUGGACGUGAACAAAAAUGGUCCAAAUACAUCAUAGAACUGUAUCGUACUUGUAAAAGCCGUUAAGCGGUGUUUCGUUAAAAAUCAUUUAUCUCUUUCUGUCUUUAUCACAUUCGAGAGAAGAAGACAUAAUGCAGUUCAACCAAUCACACCCUAAAUAAUUUUUAUAUUUUGAGCGAUAAAUGUACUACAGUAAAGUCACGCUAAGACUAGAUAGAAACUUGCGUUAGUUUCUAUCUAGUCUUAGAUCUAACGCAAGUAUAUCAUAAAAUAUAUUCUUUAAGCUAUGCCGUCUGGAUUUAUCUGAUUAUCGCAAAAUCAUCGUCUAGAUUAGCGGGACUAUACUUAUUAAUUUCAAUAUUUCGAUAUUUUUACAUAAUUCUACUAAACACUAUACGUGAUUUGAUGUUUUAAAUCCUAAUUUUCCAUACAAACGACGAUCAACGUGAUCGAUAAGAAAGUUCCACAAAUAAUUAUUUAAACUCGCGUCUUCCAUACAGAUACAUAUUUCAUAUUAGUUAAUUCGUCGGCUUGUCACGUUUAAGUGCUUGUAUGACAUGCUAUGACUAUUCGUAACGGUAUGUACAUAUACAACUAUACGUAUAUAUAGUCUUAGAUAAGAAUAUGCACAUUUUAUAUCAGAUAAAAAGUAUUUAUUUUUAUUGUCUUCAUUUCAAACUUAAUCCUUCUCUUAAUCUUAAUUAUUUCGUUUUAAUUUUUUAAUGAUAUUUACAUAAAUGUAUAUGUCUGUUCUUACACUUUUGUAUUUACUUUUUUUUUUUCUUUACAUCUAUAUAUCAUACUGUAUAAAAUAAAACAUACUAUUUUAAUAUUAAUUAUGUAUUUGUAAUUCUUAAAAAAAAAUAUGUCAAUUUGUAGUCAUAAAAUCACUUAGCGCAAUUACUAAUGUAAGAAAUUUCGUAAAAACUUUGUGUAGUCAAUAUUUAAUAAAAAAAUUCAAAUUAUAUUGUAGAAUCGGAUGUUAAUAGAAGUAUGCUUAAACCUUUAAAUAUAUUAUUAAUAAUUUAAAAUCAACUAUAUGAGUAUUUUAGAUUACAGUACAAUUAUGUUAAGUUAAUUUCGAAGCAUUUUCUAGCAGUUUUUUUUUAAACAAUUUGGACGCAUUUCUAGUAAUAUAUAACGUUUUUAUUAUAUAAAAAAAAACUACACGCUCAUUUGUAAAAUAUUUAUUUGUAGAUGUAGAUAAAAAAUACCGCAGUCUUGAAGACAGGGGUUGUAUUUUUACUCUGUGAUAUAUUAUUGUAAAUAAUUGAAACAAAAAUGUUGCAGUUUUAUUAGUUUAUAGAAUAUUGUAUACUUUUAUGAGUUUUUAAGCGAAUUUUCAGAGGUGCAUAUUAUUCAUAGUAAUAUGAUCAAAAAACUUUUUUUAUUCUAUGUGUUAAAAUAGAGGUUUUGGCGGGAAAAACAGUGUAAAAAAUUUUACUUAAUUUCAGAUUACUUAUUGAAAAUUUGAGUGUAUAUUAUACGUUAAUAUUUAUAUUUGCUUUGUGCCUUAUAUACCUAUGUCUUUUAAACGUAUGUAAGGAUUUUUUUUAAUUUUAAUUAAUCUUAUUUAUAAAUGCAAUGUUUUUGGAAAAAGUUUGGCCUAAAGGGUUUAUGAGAAAAAAUUGUAUUUGUAAAUCAUAAUGUAGUUGGUUUUUGAAAAUCUAUAAUAAUUAAUAUUUUAAGUCACAUUAUAAUAAAAAAAAAACUGUUGUUUUAUAAAAAAAAAAAUAUUUUAAGAAUAUAACGUGUACAACAUUUACAAUGCACCUAAAUUAUUUAUAUUAUGUAGUUUUAUGAGCGAACACUGCCUACGACUAGAUUUUUUUUGGCAGCUAUUUAUUAUAUUUUAAUAGUAUAAUUAGGAUAAGAAUACA